UGGUUAAUUCAAAAAUUUUUAAAAUAAUUUUUGCCUUGUUUGUGUUGUGUAUUAAUAUUAUGGAGAUUUGGUCUUGUACUGGCCUUGGAGGUUAUACUGGCCUAGGAGGUUUACCAUUUAACCCUUCUAUCCUGCAAAAUCCAGAUUUGCCGCGAAUGAUUCAAACGUCUUUAAUAUUUUUUUAAUAUUUUUUUGAAAUUUAAGUAUGCCUCCACACCAAAUAGUUCAAUUACUUCCAUUAUAUGGAAGUCUUGCUAAUCAGUAUCCGCAAUAUAUCCCUCUAAUUAUUGCCUUAUCUCAACAACCCCUAUGGCGGGCCUCAAGUUUAUGGUCCGCAGCUUGGAUUUCCUCAAAUACCCCAAUAUCCUCAAGGCCAAGGCAUUCUCCCAUCUUUCCCUCAAGGUCAAGGCAUUUUGCAACCUAUCCCUCAACCCAUUCAAGGAUAAUCUUCAAAAAUCUACGCGAAGUAUUUUUAAAGAAAGUGAAGGUCACUGAUAUAAUGCUUGCCUUUUUGAAUUUAAAAUAUGAAAAAAAAUUUUAA
Molecule: messenger RNA, 541 nt
Organism: Meloidogyne enterolobii
Lineage: Eukaryota; Metazoa; Nematoda; Chromadorea; Rhabditida; Meloidogynidae
Source: the annotation of a GenBank genome assembly